Talaromyces rugulosus is the source of this 522-nucleotide messenger RNA. RefSeq lists its product as uncharacterized. The record is from RefSeq and is a predicted model, not a curated record. The transcript has 2 exons. Bases 1 to 522 code for a protein of 173 amino acids. Lineage: Eukaryota; Fungi; Ascomycota; Eurotiomycetes; Eurotiales; Trichocomaceae.
AUGUCUUCUACCUAUGGCCCGAUCACCAGUGCGGGCACUGUUACAUCAAGCGUACACUACUGUGUUUUCCUGGGUUACUUGUGCGAGUCUUCUAUUCCUACUGGAACCAUCACCAUUGUGCAGGCCGCUGAGACAUGGGAUGUUUACACAACAACAACCACGUCUUUAUCGACGCCUACAGUGAUAUGGGGGGUGCAAGUGAACGGUUUUAGGAUCCAACCACCCAAAACAAGUGCCGCUACUACAACUUCGGGAGGGGAUGGCGGUGUAUCCCCGUCUACACAAACUGGUGAUGGUUCUGGGGCCACGUCUUCAAGUAGUACCUCUACGUCAGAAUCAUCGAAAUCAUCCUCCUCCGACUUGUCCACGGGUUCUAUCGUUGGGAUCGUCAUGGGCACAGUAAGUGCGGUGGCUGCUGUCCUGGGACUAUUGUUCCGGGUAUACACGUAUAAGAAGACGCAGAAGCGGCAGCAGCAGCAGCAAUUAGCUCAGGAGGGUACCCAAUCUAUAAAAGAGACGUAA